AUGAAGAAGUACUUGGAUCGCCAUCAUCAGAGUCACAGUCUUCGCAGUAUGAGUGCUAGUGCUACCAGUGUUACCAGUCGAAGCAGUAAUCGAGGAGGAAUGACGGGCAAAGACGACUUGACGGAGAGAGACGACGGAAGUGAUCGUCCCGAUGCGAGUGUGACGGAUCGUACUACUGGUGGAGUGGACAAUGAGAAUCCGUUCCGUGCAUCCUCUCUCGCUUUUUCGUCGUCGUCGUCGGACCAUGCUGUGGAUUCGCUGCUGAUGCCUCCUCCGUCUCCCGCUCAACGGGAUCGAUUUCACUUACUGAAGAGUUUGAAGAGCGAACGUCAUAUCAUUGAACCCGCGUUUCUGUCGCAUUCCAAGCGGGCGAACGAUUUCACACAAUCCAUGUCGCUCCAGAAACUCCAGUGGCAUCGUUUGGGAUUGUACGGACGAGACCAUGAAAUGGAGCAACUCACACAAGCAUUGACACAAGUUACAGGUGACCAAAAGAGUCGCACUUUGGUGUUGCUGGAUGGACCAAGUGGGGUCGGAAAAACGGCCUUGGCCGCCCAACUCCAAGAACCCGUCCAACGAGCUGGAGGAAUCUAUGUACUCGGCAAGUUUGAUUUGCAGCAAAUGGGAGAACCCUACAGUGGCAUUCAAAUUGCCAUGACGCAACUCUGUCACUCCAUACUGCAACUCAAACAAUUCUCGUCCGAAAAUCAAAUGGUCCAAACGGUACAACGGCAAAAGUUUGCCACCAUUCAAGCCAAACUCAUGGAACAGCUCAGUCCGGAAACGAUAGACUUACUAUCCAACCUGGUACCGUCUCUUAAGUUGGUCAUGGGACAACAUCAGCAACCACAACAGUCAUCGCAAGAGGAUCGCUACAAAUCACACCUUUCCACGGCAUCCCUCGACAUGAGCAACAGUCUCCAUGGCAGCAAUCAUCACAGUCGAUUCCUCAGCAACACGAACAGUCGUCAUCGUCUCACAAAGAUGAAGAACAAGAAUUCCAGUCCAUCACACGAUAAUAAUACCCAGCAACGCAAACAGCAACCACAACAAAAGAGACGCUCCACCAUACUGGGAGGCAAGGAAUCCGUCGAUCAACUCAAUUUUGCCUUUCGAAGUUUCGUACAGGUUCUCUCCCAUAUCAUGCCGUUGGUCAUUGUACUCGAUGACGUCCAAUGGUCUGACAAGCUAUCACUCGAUCUCGUCAAGAGUUGGAUUACCGACGUGGAAAACCAAUCCCUCAUGAUUGUUGGAUGCUACAGAUCCAACGAAGAACAUCAAUCCGUCGAUGAAAUGCUCUACGAUGUCCAACUCGUCCAGCAAGAACGCUCCAUUGAACUGCUCCAACUCCAUUUAGGGGAUUUGUCCCCGGAAUGUGUCACGGCACUAAUGGCCGAUGCCCUUACCAUGGAACCCCACCGGAUACAAUCCCUCGCAAACGUCGUCUAUCAAAAGACUCGUGGCAAUGUCUUUUAUCUCAUUCAAUUCAUGGAAUCCCUCGCCACAUCCCGGCUCUUGUCGUACAACUUUGGAUUGGGAUAUUGGACAUGGGACGAACAACAAGUCAAGUUGCGAUCCGAAAUGACUACCAAUGUCGUACAGCUCUUGCAACAAAAAAUAUCCACGGGAGUCGCCACGAAAAUGCUCCCCAAAGCGGCCUGUUUGGGGGCACGAUUCUCCUUUGAUGCCAUUUAUUGCAUCGUUACCAUGAUGGAUAACAAUGAAAACGUAAUCGAUCCACAACAACGAGGACCUGCCUACGUGCGACAAAUGCUACAGGAAUGCAUCGACGAGGGAUUCUUGGAUGCCUGUCCGGGAGAUGUCUUUGCCUUUGCGCAUGAUAAGGUACAAGAAGCCGCACUGGCACUUAUUGACGAAAAGGAUUUACCGGAAACACAAUUCCAGAUUGGGGAUUUGCUAAUGACACAGCUCGGGGACGAAGAGGCACUGGGGAGUUUGAUAUUUCCCGUUGCCAACUUGAUGAGUACCAAGGCGCGGCAGUUGGACACGCAUCAUCCCAAACGAAAAGAAAUUGCCAGAGUACAUGUCCGGGCGGGGACCAUGGCCGUGCACUACUCGGCAUUCGAAGCGGCGACCAAAUACUUUCGAACCGCACAGGAACUCUUACCCAAGGAGGAACACUGGACGACGGAUUUUGAUUUGAGUUUGACCUUGUGCACGUCGGCAGCCGAAGCCGAAUACUGCAUUGGCAACUAUACUGACAUGAAGGACUACUGCCAACAGGUGCUCAACGAACCAACGGCACCCGUAAGUGUUCGUACUCGAAUCUACAGUAUCCUCAUGGAUGCCGCAUUGGCCAAUAACAAUCAUCAAGAAGCAUUCGAGUAUGGUUUUGCCGGACUCAAGAAUACAGGAGUCAAGGUGCCCAAGAAGACUCCUGCUAUUCUGUUCUGUAUGGGAACUGGAAUCAUGAAGGCACGUCGAAAUCCAUGCCGAACGAUUCAAGCCAUGCAGAAACUACCCGAGUCGGAAGAUCCAUUGCAACUGGCCACCUUCAAGACGAUUGAAAAGAUUGGAACUGUUGGGUAUCUCACGGGCCGUCCCGAAUUAUUUGUGGCUUGUGCCUUUACCAUCUUUCACCAAAGCUUGCAACGAGGGAUUAACGGAUACUCAGCAACUGCUGUGGCACAGAUUGGCUUCGUACUGACAUGUAUUGUGGGGGAUGUUGUGAAUGGAACAAAAUAUGCCAAUGAGGCUCUCGAAAUGCUGGGCAGGGUGGAGAGUCGGGCUGUGGAAGCCAAGACAAAAUUCUUCGUUGGGAUGAUGGUGAUGCACUGGACAAAGCCCUAUGCCAGCUCUAUCACCAUUCUGAUGGAUGGGUAUCGAUGUGGCAUGAAGGGUGGUGACCCUGAGUACGCGUUCUACUGUGCCUUUUACGUCAUGUUUCUUAGUUUCCUUACAGGGAGACCUCUUGUGGGGAUUGAAAAGGAAUCAUCCAUCUACAUCAAGCAAAUGGAGGACUAUCUCCAAAUGGUGACAGUGUGGUACUUGCUGCCCGUGCUCCAGGGGGUGAUGAAUUUGCGAGACCCCUCCUCCAUCUCGACCACGGAACUGACAGGCCAAGCUAUGAAGGAAGCAGAUCUACUUUCUUCUUGUGAAACUGCCAAGCCCACCGUGUACAGUGCCAUCACCAUUCGAAUCCUCUUGGCAGCCUACUUUGGUGAGUAUCAAGUUGGAGUCGACCUAGCUGAAGAGUAUGGUGCGCCAUUGAUUGAGCAACAAGUAGGACUGCCCCACAGUGAGGUCCUGCAGUAUUCGAUUGGUCUUUGCUACUUUGCCAUGGCACGAUCCACCAAGAACAAAAAGUAUGCAAGACAUGCUAGAGAGUGUCGUAAAAAGCUCAAAAAAUGGCUCAAGAAUGGCAACCCCAACUGCUCUGGGUAUCUUGGCCUACUGAACGCCGAGGAAGCUGCACUGUCAGGGAAGAACAAGAGCAGUGUUGUGGUGGAUCUCUAUCAGAAUGCAAUUGUCUUGAAUGGGAGAUUUGGGAAUGUGCAAGAUCAAGCUCUAGCAUCUGAACGGUUGGGUGAGUUCUACCUUGAGGGAGGCAACCACUCAGAGGCGAAGGAAAUGUUCCAGGCAGCACAAGAACUGUAUUUGGAAUGGGGAGCCAAUGCCAAAGUGGAGAAGUUGACGAGUCGGAUCUCGCACUUGCCUUCAAUUAAGUUUCUAUAA
Seminavis robusta is the source of this 3696-nucleotide messenger RNA. The record is from the annotation of a GenBank genome assembly. Lineage: Eukaryota; Bacillariophyta; Bacillariophyceae; Naviculales; Naviculaceae.